CGCCUCUAGGACUACAAUCGCGGGGUGGGUCGGGUCGCUUGGAGGCAACUGGCUCCGCCCGGCCGCGGGCGAGUCCGGAACACAGUUACCCGCCCCUGUUGCCCACCGGAGCGCAAAGGGAGAGGAAGGCGCCAGGCCGGAAACGGAAGAGGGGGGGGGACGUGUUUGGCAGCGGGACGCACCAUUUCAGUUGUGUUCUUGGUUCAUUUUGUGUCUCGGCGAUGUUUCCUAGAGUCUCGAUGUUCCUACCUCUUCGCCCCCUUUCCCGCCACCCUUUGUCCUCUGGAAGCCCGGAGACAUCAGCGGCUGCGAUUAUGCUACUCGCUGUUCGGCACGGAACAGUCAGGUACCGCAGUUCAGCGCUCUUGGCCCCGACAAAAAAUAACAUCCAAAGAUAUUUUGGCACUAACAGUGUGAUCUGUAGCAAGAAAGAUAAGCAGUCUGUUCGAACUGAGGAGACUUCCAAGGAGACUUCAGAGAGCCAAGACGGUGAAAAGGAAAAUACGAAAAAAGACUUGUUAGGCAUUAUUAAGGGCAUGAAAGUUGAAUUAAGCACAGUAAAUGUACGAACAACAAAGCCCCCUAAAAGAAGACCACUUAAAAGUUUGGAAGCUACACUUGGCAGGCUUCGAAGAGCUACAGAAUAUGCUCCAAAGAAGAGAAUUGAGCCCCUGAGUCCUGAGUUGGUGGCAGCUGCAUCUGCUGUGGCAGAUUCUCUCCCUUUUGAUAAGCAAACAACCAAGUCAGAGCUGCUGAGCCAGCUCCAGCAGCAUGAGGAAGAGUCAAGGGCACAGAGAGAUGCAAAGCGACCUAAAAUUAGUUUCAGUAACAUAAUAUCAGAUAUGAAAGUUGCCAGAUCUGCUACAGCUAGAGUUCGUUCAAGACCAGAGCUUCGGAUUCAGUUUGAUGAAGGCUAUGACAAUUAUCCUGGCCAGGAGAAGACCGAUGAUCUUAAAAAAAGGAAAAAUAUAUUCACAGGGAAAAGACUUAAUAUUUUUGACAUGAUGGCAGUUACUAAAGAAGCACCUGAAACAGACACAUCACCUUCACUUUGGGAUGUGGAAUUUGCUAAGCAGUUAGCCACAGUAAAUGAACAACCCCUUCAGAAUGGAUUUGAAGAGCUGAUCCAGUGGACAAAAGAGGGGAAACUAUGGGAGUUCCCAAUUAACAAUGAAGCAGAAGACUCCUUGUUAGCGGACUAGAGUGCACUAUCAUGUUGUAAAAAGGCCUGUGAAUGAGCCACCUGUCAAGAAACCUUGGGGACCACUAGAAGCUGAUGGAAACCCCCAGCUGACAGCCAGAACAAUGCAGGGACUCCAUCCUACAGCCUCAGAUAGCUGAAUCCUGCCAACAACCACCUGAACUUAGAAGAGGACACUACGUUUUAAAAAGGACCACAGUCUGGCUGUCACCUUGAUUACAGCCUUGUGAGACCCUGAGCAGGAGACCAACAGAAACUGUGAGUUAAUAAGUACAUGUUUUAAGCCACUAAGUGUGAGGUAAUUCAUUAUACACCAGUAGAUAGCUAAUAAAGGAAGAAAGAGACAAACCUAAUUAGAGACUAGAUUACAUAGAAAACAAAAGAAUAUCUAUAGCUAAAUCAUAAGAAUUAACAAUUUAUUUGGCACUUCUGCAGUUGCAUUUCUGUAUGCCAGCAACAAACAGGUAAAAAUAUAAUUUAUAAAAAGUUAACAUUUACAGUAGUAUCAAAAAUAUAAAUAAAUAAAAUCUUAAUAAAAUAUAUGCAAGAACAGGCUGGGUGCAGUGGCUCACACCUGUAAUCCCAGCACUUUGGGAGGCCGAGGUGGGCGGAUCAUGAGGGCAAGAGAUUGAGACCAUCCUCGCCAACAUGGUGAAAUCCUGUCCCUACU
Messenger RNA from Pan troglodytes (chimpanzee), 1871 nucleotides. RefSeq names its product mitochondrial ribosomal protein S31 (gene MRPS31). The record is from RefSeq and is a predicted model, not a curated record. Gene Ontology annotation, molecular function: structural constituent of ribosome. Gene Ontology annotation, cellular component: mitochondrial small ribosomal subunit. Bases 222 to 1202 code for a protein of 326 amino acids. Lineage: Eukaryota; Metazoa; Chordata; Mammalia; Primates; Hominidae. The transcript is spliced from 7 exons.